Oncorhynchus kisutch (coho salmon) is the source of this 5580-nucleotide messenger RNA. RefSeq names its product protein transport protein Sec24C. Bases 350 to 3796 code for a protein of 1148 amino acids. Gene Ontology annotation, molecular function: SNARE binding; zinc ion binding. NCBI's taxonomy places the organism in Eukaryota, Metazoa, Chordata, Actinopteri, Salmoniformes, Salmonidae. Gene Ontology annotation, biological process: COPII-coated vesicle cargo loading; endoplasmic reticulum to Golgi vesicle-mediated transport; intracellular protein transport. The record is from RefSeq and is a predicted model, not a curated record. The transcript has 20 exons. Gene Ontology annotation, cellular component: endoplasmic reticulum exit site; COPII vesicle coat.
AGCUCUGCGUUUCCUGUACCGCUACAUUGUAACUGAUCAGCAAAUUACAAUGUAAAUCCUAAUCGGAACAUUAUUUUCAAACGCAGAACAUAUCAUCCAUGUCAUAUCCAUCACCUGGAAUACCGGGUGGCAGUUAAUCAACGAAUACAUGGUUUGCGGUCUAAAUAUCAGGCGCUGUCACAUUGACAGCGGUAGGAUAUCCGGAAAACUUGAGGGAGGUUUGCACGAGCCAUUGCGGUGUUGACGUAAGAGCUAAAGCCUUUUCAACCGAUGUCUAAGAUGCGGUGACAUAUUUGAGGACCCUCCUCCAAGGUGACAUACAUUCAAUCACAGACUAGCAUGGGUGAAGAUGGACAUUCCAGCUGCCAAUCAGAGCUACGGAUAUGGCGGGCAGCCCGGGGUGUGUCAUAAUGGCUGGUCAGCAACCACACCCCCGACCGGUCUUGGAUGUUCCGCUGCCCAAGGACUCUCCAGUGACCCUCUACCCAGCUUACAGGGUCUGAACCUGGGCCCAGCCUCACACCAGAGUCCCUCUAAUAACAUCCCUCAAUCCAUGGCUCAGUUACAGUACUCACACCAGGGCUGUCUCAGCAGGCUUCCUACGCCCCCAUUUAGGAACCAAUCACCUUCAGCUCUUAUACCAUGCCUGAAUCAAGAGCCUCACAUUCCACAUGUACACAUGGGUAAUUAUAUUUCCUACAACAUUCCUCCACCAUCAACACUCCUCCCUCUGAAACAAGGUCCGCCAGCUAGUGGGACGAUACCGUCUUCAAACCAGGGUCCCCAGAAUACUGUCUCUCCUCCAGUCUCUUCCUCUCCUCCAUAUCCUCCAUAUCCGUAUGCAAACCAAGGCUUUGUGAAUGGCCCUCCGUUGAUGUUGACAAGUCCAAACCAAGGCUUUGUGAAGGGUCCUCCGUUGAUGUUGACAAGUCCAAACCAAGGCUUUGUGAAUGGCCCUCCGUUGAUGUUGACAAGUCCAAACCAAGGCUUUGUGAAUGGCCCUCCUGUGACGUUGACAAGUCCAAACCAAGGCUUUGUGAAGGGCCCUCCUGUGACAUUGACAAGUCCAAACCAAGGCUUUGUGAAGGGCCCUCGUGUGACGUUGACAAGUCCAAACCAAGGCUUUGUGAAUGGCCCUGCAGUGACGUUGACAAGUCCAAACCAAGGCUUUGUGAAGGGCCCUCCUGUGAUGUUGACAAGUCCAAACCAAGGACCUCCCAACAGCAGUUUUUCCUCCAUGUCACCAUGUGGGAGGCAGAGCCAACAGUGUUCACACCCGUAUCCUCCACAACUCACCUCACCAGUCCAGCAGCAACCUCAAUGGGCCCUGCCUCAGCAACACUAUAGUCACAGUGGUGUAAUGUACAAGCCUGGUGCCACCUCACAUCCUGUACAGGAGGGCACCACCAUGCAACCGUCCUGUCCGUCUCUGGGGGACAGUGGGGUGUCCGGCCCCAGCUCACCUAUCUCAGAGUCACGCUAUGGCCUACACCCUCAGCUUCUACCCAGCGCUGUGCGUAUGAUGGAGGAGGACAGGACAGCGUGGGAGGGGAAGGUGUUUGUGUCUGAACCCAUCUCCUCUCUACCUCCGCUGGCUACCACAGACUGUGUCAUGGAGGACAGAGGUAACUGCAGUCCUCGGUUCAUCCUUUCUACCUCCUACUGCAUUCCGUGUGAGGGCCAGACGGCCCUCCAGAGCCACCUACCCCUGGGGGCCCUAGUCAGCCCUCUGGCUAAGCUACACACAGGAGAGCGCCCCCUGUCUGUGUGUAUGGAGGCAGACACUGUAAAGGGCUGUGGGGAGUGUGGGGCUUACAUGUGUUCAGCUAUGGGAUGGCAGGACUGUGGACAGAGAUUCUACUGCCCAUUCUGUGGGAAACUCUGUGAAGUUGGAUGGCAGCAUUACCAGCCAACACAGGGAGUAGAGGGGAACAGAGUGGACAGAGAGCAGAGACCUGAGCUCAGUCUGGGCUCUUAUGAGAUACUGGACAGUCAACAGGAUGUGCCUGCUGCUGUGUUGCUCCUGGCUGUGGAUGUGUCUGCUGCAGCACUGAGAGGAGGACACCUGGAGCUCAUCAGUCAGCAGCUACGUUCUCUACUCACAUCACUAAAUAGGGAGGAAGGUGCGUUCCAAUCAGAUGUCCGUGUGGGGUUGAUGACCUAUGACAGCCGGAUCCACCUCUAUGACCUCAGCCCUGCCCUGUCCCGCCCACACAUGCUGGUCGUCACGGAGACGGAGGACCUGCAGCUUCCUGUGAGGGAGGGGCUUCUGGUUCCACUCAAAGACUGCAUAGACAGUAUCAACAGUGUCCUGCAGCGUAUCCCUCUGUUCAGUGCAGAGUUUGAGGAGGCCAGUGGCGUUCUCCUGGAGCUGCCUGUCAAGGCUGGACUGGUCGUUCUACAGGAGUUGGGUUGUCCUGGCAAGCUGCUGGUCUUCCAAACUGCUCCCUUCACCGAGGGGACACACACACACAACUCCUCUAGCUUCUUCAGCUCCAACAAACCAAAGUCUCUGUUUCAGCCUCCGGACCCUGCUGUCUCAUUGGCUAAGGAGUGUGUCAGUCAGGGCUGUGGCGUGCACCUGUUUGUGUUCUCCCAGCAGGAUGUGGGCGGGGCUUGGCCGGGACAUGUUCCUUACCUGACAGGUGGAGAGCUGCACUGCUACCACAGUCUCCAGGGAGAGUUGGACAGGGAGCGUUUCAGCAGUGACCUGAGGAGGACUGUAGAGACAGAGACGGGCUAUAGGGCCACACUCAGGGUACAUGUCAGUAAAGAUCUGCGCGUGUCAGGGUGUUAUGGCUCAUUCGUCCCCGGGCCCAACCCCGCCCACGUCACCAUGGCAACCCUUGAUUGGCGUACGACACUGGCCGUUGAGUUAACACACAGCAGAGCUCUGGACGAAAAGAGGGGCGUGGUCGUACAGACCGUCCUGUCCUACACCAGCCAGCAGGGAGAGAGGAGGACCAGGGUCCACAGUCUGUCUCUGUGCUGCUCACACCACCUACUGGACACCUUCUGUAACUGCCAGGCCCAGACUCUGCUCACCUUCUACUGCAAGAAGAUGUACUGUGCCGUGUUGGAGCGCCCUCUACAGGAGCUGAGAGGGGAACUGCAGACAGAGGUGACAGAGUCCUUGGCCUGCUAUAGGAAACACUGCAGCUCCUCCUCUGUGUCCCCGGGACAGCUGGUCCUACCCCAGCACCUGAAGACCCUGCCAGUCUACCUCAACAGCCUGAGGAAGAGUGAAGUUCUGCUUCCCGGCCUCCGCAGUUCAGUACACCAACGCCUGCAGCUCCGCUGUCAGGUGGUCUCCAUGGAUACCAAGACGACAGCAGGACACUUCUACCCUCUGCUGCUACCACUGCCAGUAGGUGGCGAUACCUCCAGUCCUCUCAGCCUAGGGGAGGCUGUUCGCUGCACUGCUGCUAGCCUGGACCAUGGAGGUCUCUACCUGGUCCACGGACCCCUGGUUCUGUUACUCUGGGUGGGCCACAACGUCUCCAACACCUCCCUGGUCCAACUCUUCAACAUCACCUGUCUGUCCACACUACCCUCUGGAGAGACGAAGCUGCCUGUGCUGGACAACCCUCUGUCUGUUAGUGUGAGGUCACUCAUCAACACCCUGAACUCACAGACACACUAUACUCGCAAGCUGCGUGUGGUGAAGCAGGGGGACAGCUGUGAGGAGGCUCUACAGCGCCUCCUGGUAGAAGAUAAGAGUCCCAACGGGGGAGCGAGCUACGCUGACUUCCUGUACCACCUCCAUGUCAACUCUAUACAACUGCUGGUUCGUUAGUUGUAAAAUGGUUUGAACUGGAAACGCAAACGUGGGAUUCUAAUUGGACAAGUCCAGCUAAUCCCUCCCAUGCUUCACUCAGCUUUUCUUCUGUUUGGUGCCUAAUGAACAUGACCCUGGUGUUUUCAGCAGUAUGGCCAGGUUUGUUUUUACAGAUCACCUCAACCACACGUGAAUGAUCUUAUCCUUAUUUGACUUGUUUGACUGUUGUAGUAAUAACUUUUCAAAUCAAAUAACAUUUCAUUGGUCACAUACACAUGGUUAGCAGAUUUUAUUGGUCACAUACACAUGGUUAGCAGAUUUUAUUGGUCACAUACACAUGGUUAGCAGAUGUUAUUGGUCACAUACACAUGGUUAGCAGAUGUUAUUGGUCACAUACACAUGGUUAGCAGAUGUUAUUGGUCACAUACACAUGGUUAGCAGAUGUUAUUGGUCACACACACAUGGUUAGCAGAUGUUAUUGGUCACAUACACAUGGUUAGCAGAUGUUAUUGGUCACAUACACAUGGUUAGCAGAUGUUAUUGGUCACAUACACAUGGUUAGCAGAUGUUAUUGGUCACAUACACAUGGUUAGCAGAUGUUAUUGGUCACAUACACAUGGUUAGCAGAUGUUAUUGGUCACAUACACAUGGUUAGCAGAUGUUAUUGCGAGUGUAGCGAAAUGCUUAUGCUUCUAGAUCUGACAGUGCAGUAAUAUCCAACAGGUAAUAUCUAACAAUUCAACAACAAAACCUAAUAUCUAACAAAUUCCACAACAUAAUACACACAAUCUAGUAAAGGAAUGGGAUAAGAAUAUAUAAGUAUAAAAUAUAUAGAUGAGAAGUGACAGAGCGGCUAAGAUGCAAUAGACAGUAAAGAAUAGAUAGUGAAGGAAUCAGUAUAUACAUAUGAGAUGAGUAAUGCGAGAUAUGUGGCAUUAUUAAAGUGACUAGUGAUCCAUGUAUUAAAGUGGCCAAUGAUAUCAAGUCUGUAGGUAGGCAGCCGCCUCUCUGUGCUAGUGAUGGCUGUUUAACAAUCUGAUGGCCUUGAGAUAUGUUUGACAUGUUUACGUUGUGUGUGUGUGUGUGUGUGUGUGUGUGUGUGUGUGUGUGUGUGUGUGUGUGUAUAUAAACUGUUGACUACUGUUAUUUUCUCUGACUGUUAGUAGUGUAGCUGACUGUCAACAUCUCUCAACUGGAUGAAGACAGAAGGGUUGAUAUGUUCAUUUAGUCCAUGACAACACUAAUCCCUCCGUGUGUGUGUGUGUGUGUAUAUAAACUGUUGACUACUGUUAUUUUCUCUGACUGUUAGUAGUGUAGCUGACUGUCAACAUCUCUCACCUGGAUGAAGACAGAAGGGUUGAUAUGUUAAUUUAGUCCAUGACAACACUCUAAUCCCUCCAUGUCAUGUGGUGUGUUGUGUAUGUGUGUGAGCGUUGUGUGUGUGUGAGCGUUGUGUGUGUGUGUGUGUGAGCGUUGUGUGUGAGCGUUGUGUGUGUGUGAAGGCAUAUGUACAACCCUCUACUGUACUAACAAAUUGCUGAAAUAAACAUUACUUUUAUGCCCAGAGUCAUAUAAAAUGUUCUUAAAUCAGGGUCACACAGAGUGUUUCUAGGUAGUGUUAAACAGUAUACACCUCACACACAAGGUUAUGGGAUUAAAACAACACCUGUACCAUAUCAGAUAUAGCGUUGUAUUCAAUUUUAAGUUUGCUGUCCAGUGUUACACUUAAUUUCAUAGUUUUGAUGUCUUCACUAAUAUUCUACAAUGUAGAAAAUAGUAAAAAUAAAGAAACUCUUUAAUUA